AUGUUGCAGGAUCCAAACUACUGGAUACAAGUACAUCGACUGGAGCAUGGGGAUGGUGGGAUCUUAGAUCUUGAUGACAUUCUUUGUGAUGUAGCCGAUGACAAAGACCGUCUCGUAGCUGUGUUUGAUGAGCAAGAUCCACACCAUGGAGGUGAUGGCACCAGUGCCAGCUCGACAGGCACGCAAAGCCCAGAGAUCUUUGGCAGUGAGCUGGGGUCCAACGCUGUGUCAGCCUUUCAGCCUUACCAAGCAACAAGUGAAAUUGAGGUCACCCCUUCAGUCCUUCGUGCAAAUAUGCCUCUUCAUGUCCGACGUAGUAGUGACCCUGCACUGAUUGGACUCUCAACCUCUGUAAGUGACACAAAUUUUUCUUCAGAAGAGCCUUCACGUAAAAACCCUACAAGGUGGUCCACAACAGCAGGCUUUCUCAAGCAGAACACCCCUGGCAUACCCAGUGCUCAUGAAAGAAAGAAAGAUGAAAACUACAGAAGCCUACCACGAGAUACUAGUAGCUGGUCUAACCAGUUUCAAAGAGACAAUGCUCGUUCAUCGUUAAGUGCCAGUCAUCCCAUGGUGGACAAGUGGCUGGAGAGGCAAGAACAGGAUGAAGAACGGACAGAGGAGGACAACAGCAGAGUUGAGCCUGUUGGACAUGCAGACACUGGUUUGGAGAAUGCUUCCAGUUUUUCUCUGGAUGAUAUGGUAAAGCUCGUAGAAGUCUCCAAUGACGGCGGGCCUUUGGGAAUCCAUGUAGUGCCUUUCAGUGCCCGAGGUGGAAGAACCCUGGGGCUGCUAGUAAAGCGUUUGGAGAAGGGUGGAAAAGCAGAACAAGAAAACCUUUUUCGUGAGAAUGAUUGUAUUGUCAGAAUUAAUGAUGGAGACCUUCGGAAUAGGAGAUUUGAACAAGCACAGCAUAUGUUUCGCCAAGCCAUGCGUACGCCUUUCAUUUGGUUCCACGUGGUCCCUGCGGCAAAUAAAGAGCAGUACGAACAGUUGUCCCAAAGCGAGAAGAACAUGUACUACUCCAGCCGGUUCAGCCCUGAUCCCCAGUACGCUGACGGCAAAAGUAUUAACAAUUCUGGACUUCACACAUUGCAAAGAAUGUCUCGAGCGGGUAACCCGUCCGAUCAGACAGACUCCUACUCACAGCUACCUCAUAGUGUGAAUUCAUCAGGGAAACCACCCUCGGGCGUGGUGCCAUCACCUCAGAAAGUUCUAACCUCCACUGCAAACAGUGGGUAUAACACCAAAAAGAUAGGGAAGAGGCUCAGCAUCCAGCUGAGAAAAGGUACAGAAGGCUUGGGAUUUAGCAUUACUUCAAGAGACGUUCCAAUUGGUGGCUCUGCUCCAAUUUAUGUGAAAAACAUCCUUCCAAGAGGUGCAGCUAUUCAAGAUGGGAGACUAAAAGCUGGAGACCGAUUAAUUGAGGUAAAUGGAGUUGAUUUAACAGGCAAAACUCAGGAAGAAGUUGUCUCUUUGCUGCGAAGCACCAAGAUGGGAGGGACUGUCGGCCUUCUGAUUUUCCGACAGGAAGAAACAUUCCAUCCAAGGGAACUGAAUGCAGAACAAAGCCAGUCACAAAUUCCAAAGGAAACGAAAGCAGAAGAAGAGGAGCUUGUCCUCACACCUGAUGGCACCAGGGAAUUCCUGACCUUUGAAGUUCCACUGAAUGACUCUGGAUCAGCUGGACUUGGUGUGAGUGUCAAAGGUAACCGGUCAAAAGAAAACCAUGCUGAUUUAGGAAUCUUCGUCAAGUCCAUUAUUAACGGUGGAGCAGCAUCCAAGGAUGGUAGGCUUCGAGUAAAUGAUCAACUAAUAGCAGUAAAUGGAGAAUCAUUAUUGGGCAAAACAAAUCAAGAUGCUAUGGAAACUUUAAGGAGGUCCAUGUCCACUGAAGGAAACAAACGGGGAAUGAUUCAGCUUAUUGUGGCAAGGCGAAUAAGUAAAUGCAAUGAGUUGGAGUCACCUGGGAGCCCCUCUGGGCCAGAGCUGCCUAUAGAGACUCUGAUGGAUGACCGGGAACGGAGGAUUUCUCACUCUCUCUAUGGUGGGAUCGAGGGGCUCAGCGAGUCACCCACGAGGAAUGCGGCGCUCAGUAGGAUAAUGGGUAAAUAUCAGCUGUCUCCAACGGUGAACAUGCCCCAAGACGACACUGUCAUUAUUGAGGAUGACAGGCUGUCCGUGCUCCCUCCUCAUCUCUCUGACCAGUCGUCAUCCAGUUCCCACGAUGAUGUUGGGUUUGGCACUGUUGAUGCUGGUGGAUGGGCUAAAGCUGCAAUUAAUGAGUCAACAGACUGCACUCUUAGUCCAGAUGUUGAUCCAGUGCUUGCGUUCCAGCGAGAGGGUUUUGGACGCCAGAGCAUGUCAGAAAAGCGUACAAAGCAAUUUUCAGAUGCCAGUCAGUUGGAGUUUGUUAAAACACGAAAGUCCAAAAGCAUGGAUCUAGUAGCUGACGAGACUAAGCUCAGUACAAUGGAUGACCAGAAAACAGGUUCCCCAACCAGAGAUGUGGGGCCUUCAUUAGGUCUGAAGAAAUCCAGCUCAUUAGAAAGUCUGCAGACAGCCGUUGCUGAGGUGACUCUGAAUGGUGAUAUUCCCUUCCACCGCCCGCGCCCGCGAAUUAUCCGAGGACGAGGCUGCAAUGAGAGCUUCAGAGCUGCCAUAGACAAAUCGUAUGAUAAACCUGUAGCUGAUGAUGAUGAUGAAGGCAUGGAAACUUUGGAGGAAGACACAGAGGAAAGCUCAAGAUCUGGUAGAGAAUCUGUGUCCACAGCAAGUGACCAGCCAUCCCAUUCAUUGGAGAGACAGAUGAAUGGAAGCCAAGAUAAAGGUGACAGAAAAAAGGCUGGAAAGGAAAAGAAGAAAGAUCGAGAUAAAGAGAAGGAUAAAAUGAAGGCGAAGAAAGGAAUGCUGAAAGGCUUAGGAGACAUGUUCAGGUUUGGCAAACAUCGCAAAGAUGACAAGAGUGAGAAAACUGGUAAAAUAAAAGUGCAGGAAGCUCUUACUUCAGAAGAGGAGAGAAUACGAAUGAAGCAAGAACAGGAGAGAAUUCAAGCAAAAACUCGAGAAUUUCGAGAGAGACAAGCUCGUGAACGGGACUAUGCAGAGAUUCAGGAUUUUAACCGGACGUUUGGCUGUGAUGCAGACUCAAUGUAUGCUGGGAUUGCUUCCUAUGACUCUUCUUCAAAUAGCGGCACGAUAACGUUGAGCAGCCGGCCACAGAGCCCAAGGGAAGGGCAGACAGUGGAAGCCUUGUAUGCCCAAGUGAAGAAACCACGGAAUUCGAAGUCUUCACCUGUAGACAGCAACAGGUCAACCCCUAACAAUCAUGACCGGAUACAGCGCCUGAGACAAGAGUUUCAGCAAGCAAAGCAAGAUGAGGAUGUGGAAGACAGGAGACGUACUUACAGUUUUGAGCAGCCGUGGCCAAACACCAAAACAUACUCACAGAGUGGCAGACACUCGGUAUCAGUAGAGGUUCAAAUGCAGCGGCAGCGGCAAGAAGAAAGAGAGAGUUUCCAGCAAGCUCAGCGGCAGUACAGCUCGUUACCCAGGCAAAGCAGGAAAAAUGCCAGUUCUGUAUCUCAAGACUCCUGGGAGCAGAGCUAUUCCCCUGGUGAAGGGUUCCAGACUGCGAAGGAAAAUCCCAGAUAUUCCAGCUACCAGGGAUCAAGGAACGGUUAUAUGGGGGGACAUGGCUUCAAUGCCAGGGUAAUGCUUGAAACACAAGAACUGCUCCGUCAAGAACAGAGGCGGAAAGAACAACAACUGAAAAAAAAAACUUCUUCUGAAGGGCCUAACAACUAUGACUCAUAUAAGAAAAUUCAGGACCCUAAUUAUACCCCUCCUAAAGGUCCUUUCAGGCAAGAUGUACCACCUUCACCAUCUCAGGUAGCCAGGCUGAACAGAUUACAAACACCAGAAAAGGGAAGACCAUUUUAUUCUUGAGGUGAAGAAGCUGAAGAUCAACUUACCAUGCAAUAAGGAACGUUUUCAUAUAAAGACUUAUAUUUUGAAAACUUUUUAAACUGAUGGUACUAAGAAAUAUAUCCAUUGUCUGUUUCAGUGCCUUUAAAAACACGGGCAAAACGUUGGUGGGCCUUACGUCUUUGCUGUUCUGUCUCAAGUGUUGAAUUCAUGGAAGGAUGUUCCACCAUUUGACAAUCAUAGCAGAAGUGAGCAAAUACUGCCCCUGCACACCGAGUCCCAUAGCCCAGUACAGUAGUUGUCAAUGGCUCAUUACUAGGAUUUGUUGUAAUGUGUUUUACUUUGCAGUGACUUAUUACACCAGUAUGCAGCUUUGUGGCAUAUAAUUAACGAAUUUGAGAUUGAAGGAAGCAUUGACAUGUCCUUUUUUAUUUCUCUCUGAUCAGGAGGAAGGUUACAUAUCACUCAUGAGUGGAUAAGGAUUAGUUCUACUCUGUAUCACAGUCACAGUUCUAAGAUGUUUUAUAGUGGAGUCAUUACCAGUCUUUGUUGAUCAAUAUUUAAGUCUCUAUAUGCUAAAAAAACUAUCCUUCUCCUAUCAUGCACAUAUGCACUCUUUUUUUCUCUCUCUCCCCACUUUGAUCUUAUUAAAAAAGCUUUUAUCCUGACUCCAGAGAAAAACAAUAUUAAGCCUUCAGUUAUCCUGAGAAUCCUGUUACAAUUGCCUUAUAAUCUUAAUACAGAGCCCAUUACAGAUGAAGUAAAUGGAG
Chaetura pelagica (chimney swift) is the source of this 4697-nucleotide messenger RNA. RefSeq names its product par-3 family cell polarity regulator (gene PARD3). The record is from RefSeq and is a predicted model, not a curated record. Gene Ontology annotation, molecular function: phosphatidylinositol binding; protein binding. The coding region runs from base 1 to 3948 and encodes 1315 amino acids. The transcript has 25 exons. Gene Ontology annotation, cellular component: adherens junction; apical junction complex; apical plasma membrane. NCBI's taxonomy places the organism in Eukaryota, Metazoa, Chordata, Aves, Apodiformes, Apodidae. Gene Ontology annotation, biological process: establishment or maintenance of epithelial cell apical/basal polarity; establishment of centrosome localization; establishment of cell polarity.